AUGACCAGGGCCACGUCUUUCGAGGACUUGACCUGGGCAAACAACGACUACGUGAAAAAGGUGCAGCUGUUGCCUGCAGCUUGCAGAAAGCCGGUCUCGAGCCGACCGGAUUUCGUGAGUCCGGCCCUGUGUCCGUGUCCCCUCGUCCCACCUCAAUUUGUCCCAGAGUCUGUGGCUUUGGGCAGUCUCGUUGUUCUUGUUCGUGUUUCAGCUGUUGCGAAGAGAUCUAUGGUUGACACAUUCCUGUGGAAGUUCUUCAACACGGUCAAGGGGAUGGGAAUGGCAUGUUUGCUAAGUGCCAUGAAUUGCCUCCCCAACAUGCCAACAUCACUCCUCCACACCUAG
Durusdinium trenchii is the source of this 345-nucleotide messenger RNA. The record is from the annotation of a GenBank genome assembly. Lineage: Eukaryota; Dinophyceae; Suessiales; Symbiodiniaceae.